AACAUUGUAGCAAAUAUAUUCCUAUUAAAUAGAAGCAGCUUUGCUAAUCGUUUUUCAGUUAGUUGUAAGAAGGUAGUGGCUAGUUUACUCCCGGUGGGGAGUACUGUAGGAUAGACUUAUUUUACGGCUUUUAAGAAAGAAAGUUUCACAAGUAAGAUGAAGCAAAUUUACCUGUUACUCUGCCUUUUGGCAAUUGGUUUUCGAAAUAAUAAUGCCGCUCCUGCUUCGGAGACCACCGAUUCCAAUAGACAAAGUGUAGACUACAGAAUACCAGACACAAUCCGGCCAUCAAACUAUAGGAUCUCUCUAACACCAUAUUUGCUAGCAUCUGACGGAGCUAAACGGUUCACUUUCGACGGAUCUGUGGCAAUAACACUCAGAGCUUAUUCGGCCAAUUUAAAGACGAUCACCCUCCAUGCAAAGGACAUGACAUUUUCCGGGACGUCACUGAAAGAGAAAAUUUCUGGAAACGUGAUUACAAUUAGUAAUCAGACAGAGGUUGACCUUAUAACAGACAAAUUUAGUGUCAACUUGGAUACGGCAUUAAAAACCGACAUAGACUAUGUGCUGGCAUUCAAUUAUUCAGGUAAAAUGGGGGAUGACAUGGAAGGUUUCUAUAAGAGCAAGUACACCAACGCAAAAGGAGAGGAGGUAUACAUCGGUUCGACACAAUUUGAAACCCAUCACGCCCGCCGUGCAUUCCCCUCUUUUGAUGAACCGAAAUUCAAGGCGACGUUCCAAUUCGACAUCACACAUCCCAGUCACUUCGAUGCUAUUAGUAACACGCUCCCUACUAGCGUAAUUAACAUCAGAACUACCAACACCACAAUUACUACCUUCAAAGAGACUCCGAUUAUGUCAACUUUCAUAGUGGCCUUCCUCGUCUCUGACUUCAGAGGUCGAGGUGACAAGGAUUUCAUUGUAAUCGCUCGUCCUGAAGCAUAUGAUCAAACCGAAUACGCCUACAAUGUUGGACCAAAGCUGCUAAAAAUUUUGGAAGCGUUUACCAACUAUCCAUACAGUACUCAUGGUCUUGAAAAAAUGCAUUUAGCUGGCAUACCUGACUUCGCUGCAGGAGCAAUGGAAAAUUGGGGUUUGCUCACAUACAGGGAAACAGGUUUAUUGUAUGAUAAAUCGGCAUCGACAUUGCUUAAUCAACAGCGGGUGGCGGGUGUAAUUUCUCACGAAUUGGGACAUCAAUGGUUUGGCAAUUUGGUAACGUGCGACUGGUGGGGUUAUACUUGGCUGAAAGAAGCUUUCGGAAGAUACUUUCAAUAUUUCACAACACAUGAGCUAGAGCCUACAUGGGAAAUGGAAAAACAGUUUGUGGUCGAUCAAUUGCAAUCAGUAAUGAAUAUGGAUUCCUUAGCAGGAGCGACACCAUUGAGUGACCCAAGUGCUGCUUCACCCGAUGAUCUUUCUCGUAUGUUCAAUUCAAUUUCAUACAACAAAGGUGCUACUAUUUUAAGAAUGACAAAACAUAUGAUGAGUGAAUCAAAGUUCCGGGCUGGACUGCAAAAGUAUCUGAAAGAUAACGAAUAUGACACGACUGUUCCGCAAGAUCUGUUCAAUGCUUUUGACGAGUAUUAUACUGGAUUGGGAAAUAUUUCGUCGAUAUUGAAAGACUGGACAGAACAGGUUGGAUAUCCGGUUAUAAACAUAAAGUUGACGAACAAUGGCAAAUCAUUCACAGUGUCGCAAAAACGCUUCUUAUUACGAAGUGAUGCCGGAGAUGCGUCGCUCCUAUAUCAGAUACCAUUGACCUAUACAACUGAUGUUGAAAGCAAUUUUGAAAACACAAACACAAAGAUAAUCCUUCCCAAAUCCACAUCCGAAACAACCAUUGAUUUGGGGAACCAAACUGCCAAAUGGGUUAUUGCUAACAUUCAAGAGGUCGGCUACUACCGAGUCAACUACGAUGACACCAUCUGGGACAACAUCCGUAAAGCUCUUGUAUCAGCAAAUCACGGAAAAAUUCAUGAGUUGAAUAGGGCCCAGAUUGUUGAUGAUGUAUUUAAUCUAGGACGAGCAGGUCUCCUGAAAUAUGAGCGGGUUAUCCAGAUUCUCGAAUAUCUUAAAUCCGAGACACAUUAUCUUCCAUGGUAUGCUGCAUUCCAAGGGUACAGCUAUUUGGCAAUUCGCCUAGGAGUAACGAAUGAGAAAUAUUUCAAGCCUUACAUCCUCGGUCUUUUGGAUAACGCCUAUAAGAGCGUUGGUUUCACUUACAAUCAAACUGAGAAGCGUCUGGUAACCUACUGUCGUGCCAACGUCCUCUCCUGGGCUUGUAAAUAUGGACACACAAAUUGCGUGAAACAGUCGAAAGAUAUCUACAAAAGUUUCAUGGACGAGUCGAAACCUGUAGAGGUUAAUAUCCGUGCGGCUGUCUAUUGUACUGCAAUUCGCGAAGGCGGUGAACAAGAAUUCAACUUCCUCUGGAAUAAGUACAGAGGGGAGAAUGUGCAAGCUGAGCAAGUCACCAUAUUAACUGCUUUGGGUUGUAGCAGUAAUAAAACUCAAUUGCAUAAGUAUUUGGACUUGAUAUUAUCAGAUGCAGUACGCCUACAGGAUCGGCAAACAGCCUUCUCGGGAACCUAUACCAGUUCCGCUGAAAAUGUAAACAUGGUUUGGGAGUACGUCCAGGACAAUUAUAAAAAAAUUCAAUCCUCUUUCGACUCCUGGUCCACCUUGGCAUCAAUCAUAAAUGGCAUCGCAUCUCGCUUUACCACCGAAGAACAGCGGAAAUCUCUUCAGACAUUCGUAGAUAAUCAUAAAACUGAAUUCGGGUCGUACGCUUCGACUCUAACGAGUGCUCUGGAUAGUGUUGCAUUCAACAUCAAAUGGGCAACAGAAUCAAUGAAGCCGUUCGUGGACCAUCUGAAAUCUGUAGGGGACAGUGCAACGACUAUUCCAAUCAGUACAGUUCUAGUGCUAGUGACAUCAUACUUCGUGGCCUUUUUAUUUAAUUAAAAAUAUUUAAAGUGAAUAUUCUCUGAUUGUGAGUUUUACAAUGGAGCUUUCUACAAUAGUAAGUUAUUUUCAUGAAAUAUACUCGUGUAUAUGUUUGAA
This is a messenger RNA of Hermetia illucens (black soldier fly), 3066 nucleotides long. RefSeq names its product membrane alanyl aminopeptidase-like. Lineage: Eukaryota; Metazoa; Arthropoda; Insecta; Diptera; Stratiomyidae. The transcript has 7 exons. Gene Ontology annotation, cellular component: cytoplasm. Gene Ontology annotation, biological process: peptide catabolic process; proteolysis. The record is from RefSeq and is a predicted model, not a curated record. The coding region runs from base 157 to 2967 and encodes 936 amino acids. Gene Ontology annotation, molecular function: peptide binding; metalloaminopeptidase activity; zinc ion binding.